AUGCCACCAGAGAGGUGUAUAAGCCGAAUUGCUUACAUGUAUCCUAUACUAGCAGAUGCGGAUCACGAUGGGAUAUGCCGUGACAACCUCCACAAUCCCGAGAUGGAUCGCCGGAGGCUGAUACGCAUCAACGGCAGGAGGGUGCCCGGGACUUGCGAAUGGAUCCGGAACAACGUGCUCUAUCGCUCGUGGUCGACCUGCUCCCAGCCGAGCUCGGAUACGCCCUUGCUCUGGAUCAGCGGGGGUCCUGGCAUGGGUAAGACAAUGCUCUCCAUCUUUGUAGUCGAGGAGCUCGAAGCACGGGCAAGGCAGGAGCCUUUGGUGACGCUGCUGUUCUUCUUCAGCUCGAGCAACGAGGCGGACCGCAACACAGCGGUCGCCAUCCUCAGCGGGCUACUGUUCCAGCUCAUCGAGCAGCACCCAGGCCUGGCCAAGCACGCCUCCUACUACCUGAAGCCUAGCCACGUGGUGAGCUCGCUAGCCUCGUUCGACACGCUCUGGCACAUUUUCGAGAGGAUCCUCGGCGACCUAGCGCUCCAGACGGUCCAGUGUGUCCUGGACGGACUGGACGAGUGCGAGAGGGAGUCGGCGGGCUGGCUGCUGACGGAGCUCGAGGGCCAGGCGCGGUCGAGCGCAGGGCGGUUCCGGCUGCUGGUGCUAAGCCGGGAGAUGGAUGGCCUGGGGGGCUUCACCCGGCUGCGGCUCGAUCCCAACAACGACAAGCCGCUAGCCAGCGACAUCGAGCGGUGCAUCGCCGACGGCGUCAGAAGGCUUUCCCGCCUAGACGGGAUUGCGUUAAAGGUGUGUGACAUGCUCCAGGCCAAGUCGGACGGCACGUUUCUCUGGGUGGGCCUAAUUCUGAAGGAGCUGGCCAAGAAGAAGACGAGCCAGGAGGUAUGGGAGACAAUACACAGUCUGCCCAAGGGCCUGGACAAGAUCUACUCUCGCAUCCUAGACCAGAUCACGCCCCAGCAGCAGGACGAGAGCGCGCGGCUCCUGCGCUGGGUCGCUACGGCGAUGCGCCCGCUGCGGCUUGAAGAGCUGCAGGAGCUGCGAGGGCUGGCGGGAUGCGGUGGUGGUGGGCCGGGAUACCUUAUCAGCAGCCUCCAGGCGUGCCGCGAGCAGGUGGUCUGCUGUGAGGAACUCUUGAGGAUUCACGACGACGCCGUCCAUCUCGUCCACCAGUCGGCCAGGGACUAUCUGCUGGGCGCCGCGAAGCCGUUUGGUAUCCGGCCUGAGGAGGCGCACCUCGAGCUCGCCAGGCACUGCCUGAGCUGCCUGGAGCAGAGUGAGGCGCAAAGCCCAUCGCCGCUCCGGGAAUAUGCCAUCAUGUACUGGCCAGAGCACGCUCGGCAGUCGAAGCAGCACGCCAACAAGGUCCUGGAGCGGUCGCGACCCUUCUUCCGCGACGGCUCUCCCCUGGGGCUGCGCUGGUGGCAGGUGUAUCGCAGGACCAAGGAGCCGGGAGCGGACGAUGCGCCGCCCGGGGGGAAGAUGUCGUGGCUGCACGUGGCUGCUCACUUCGGGAUCAAGUCGUUUGUCGAAAAGACGCUGACCGACGACGCCUGGAGGUUUUGGAGCCGCAAGAUCACCGAGCGCGACGACCUCGGCCGCACGCUCCUCCACUGCGCCGCGAGCGGAGGGCACCAGGACAUGGUAGAGCUGCUCCUUCGCCACCGCGCCGAUGCCAACGCAAAGGACGGCCGGGGCGGGACCACGCUCAUGUGGGCGGCAGCGCAGGGCCAUCAGGGAGUCACGGACCUGCUCAUCAAGCAUGGAGUGGACGUCAACGCCAAGGAUCAGAGGAGGCAGACGGCGCUGGGCAAGGCGGCGAGGCAGGGACACCUGGAGAUUGUGCGGCGCCUACUCGAUCUCGGCGCCGACGUGGAGGCCGAGGAUAACCGGAAGCGAAGGCCGCUGGGGCUUGCGGCGGAGCAGGGUCACGAAGCCGUCGUGGAGGCGCUGCUGAAGCGGGCGCCGCAGGUCGACAGCCAGGACUUCUGGGGACAGACGGCGCUGAUGAGGGCGGCACGGCGAGGCCACGCCGCGAUAGUCCGGACGCUGCUCGGCCACGGCGCUGACGUCCACAAGCGGGAGAGGCUCGAUGAGCAGACGGCGUUGAUGAUGGCCGCCGCGGGCGGGCACAGGGCCAUUGUCGCGCAGCUGCUGGGGCACGGCGCCCAUGUCAAUGGCCAAGAGAGGCGCGGCGGACGUACAGCGCUGAUGAUGGCCGCCGAGGCAGGGCACGCGACAGUGGUUGAGGAGCUCCUCGGGCACGGCGCUGACGUCGACCGGCAGGAGAGAGGCGGCGGCCGGACGGCGCUCAUGUGGGCUACGGAGCGCGACGAGGAGCAGGACGCCGUAGUUCGUCUCUUGCUGGAGCACAAAGCCAGCCCCGACAAGCGGGACUGCAUGGACGGACGGACGGCCCUGAUGAGAGCCGUCCUGCAGAAUCACGCGACGGUGAUGGAGCUGCUGCUCGGCAGCGGUGCCGACACAAACGUCAACGAUGAGGCUGGCGUGACACCACUGAUGCUGGCGGUCGAAGGAGGCCACGCCAUGGCGGCGAGCCGGUUGAUCGCCCUCGGCGCCAAGGUCAAUGCGCAGGAUCGCUCGCGGAAAUGGACGGCCUUGACGCGCGCGGUGGAGCGGAACCACGAGGAGCUCAUCUGCCUACUCCUGGACAACGGCGCCGAGAUCGAUGCCCGGAGCACUCCGCAACAAGACACGGCGCUGAUAACGGCCUCGGAGGAGGGGCGUGAGUCCAUCGUGCGGCUGCUGCUCGACCGCGGCGCCGAGAUCGAUGCCCGGGACUGGGCCGCCAGGACGGCACUGAUGAGGGCCGUCGAUAGGGAUCAGGAGGCGGUGGUGCGGCUUCUGCUGGAGCGCGGCGCCGGCAUCAACGUCAACAGCUGGGAGGAGGGCACGGCUCUGAUGAGAGCGGCGCGGCGUGGGAAUUCAGCCGUGGUCGAGCUGCUACUGGCGUCUGGCGCCGACGUCGAUGCCAAGGACCAGUUCAGGGGGCAGGACGCGCUCAUGGCAGCCACCACGGCCGACCACGCACCCGUCGUCCAACUGCUGCUCGACCAUGGUGCCGAUGCCAACGCGCGCGGCCUUCGCGGCGAGACGGCCUUGAUGGCCGCAGCUGAGCGUGGGAAUGACUUUACCACGCUGCUCCUGCUCUCCCGCGGGGCUGCCGCCGGCGCGACCGACUUGGAUGGCCACACGGCCCUGACUAGGGCGUCGCAGCGAGGCCACAGGGCCGUCAUCACCUUGCUGAGCUCGGCCCUUUCGGCGGAACCGUCACAGUGGUUUGACGAGAAGAGCAAAGCAGGCUGA
Molecule: messenger RNA, 3339 nt
Organism: Trichoderma gamsii
Lineage: Eukaryota; Fungi; Ascomycota; Sordariomycetes; Hypocreales; Hypocreaceae
Exons: 1
Coding region: 1-3339 (1112 amino acids)
Cellular component (GO): nucleus; cytoplasm
Molecular function (GO): protein binding
Source: RefSeq, a predicted model, not a curated record